Molecule: messenger RNA, 4051 nt
Organism: Parus major (Great Tit)
Lineage: Eukaryota; Metazoa; Chordata; Aves; Passeriformes; Paridae
Gene: PKN3
Product: protein kinase N3
Exons: 22
Coding region: 257-3382 (1041 amino acids)
Biological process (GO): intracellular signal transduction; peptidyl-serine phosphorylation
Molecular function (GO): protein serine/threonine kinase activity; ATP binding; small GTPase binding
Source: RefSeq, a predicted model, not a curated record
GGUUCCCCUACGAACAAACGCCGGUCACGAGCCCGUGUGGAGAACUGAAACCGGGAACCACCCGCUGGCCCCAGCACAAAGGGCCCCGGCUGGGGCCACCCGCGGGGGUUUCUGCUCAGGGAUUCCAGAGAGACGGAGCGGGGGAUCUGCCACUGUGCCUCCCGUCCCCUCCCUUCGGCACGGGCCCGCAGCCUCUGUGCCACCGCGGGCACUGACCCCCCCAGCCUCUCUCCAGCCUCUCCUUCCCCGGCGGGCGAUGUCCGGUACCUCCGCGUCCGCAGCGUCCUCGCUCCUUCCCGCGGCCUCACGGGACCUCGGCCGCGCGUUUCCCGUAGGGGCGGGCGGAGGCGGCGGCACCACCUCAGCCGGGGGCUGGAGCGGCGGCUGCCCCGGGGCCGUGAGGGGAAGGGCGGCUCCCGCUCCUUGUCCCGCUCCCGCGGGCCGCCCGCCGGCGGCUCCCCCGGGCCGCCCCCGCGAGAGGGCGCUGGCGGCGGCCCCGGGACCGCCGAGUUUGAAAAGUGCCGGUCCGGGCGGAGCAAUGGCGGCAAUGGCGACCCCGCAGGGCAGCUCUCUCUUGCAGCUGGGCAAUGGUAUGAACUUAAUGGAUCCAAGCUUCCAGCAGAAACUGGAGGGUGAGAAGGAACUGCUUCGCCGGGCCAUACAGAAAGAACUGAAGAUUAAAGAGGGAGCAGAAAAUCUGCGCAAAGCAACAACAGACAGAAAGAAUCUUGUUCACAUUGAGCAUGUGCUGAAAUCUUCCAACCGAAAACUGGAGCAGCUGCAUUGGGAACUUCAGGAGCUCAAUGCAAGGAUUGUGAUAACAGACAAAGAGGAGAGUACAGCAGAUGGAUCUGUAUCUCCAGAUCCCUGUCUCUGGGAAAGAAACCCAGAUCCCAUGUCAAGGAAGGUUGAAGCUUUGAAAAAGCAGCUGCAUGUUGAAAUGAAAGUGAAACAAGGGGCUGAAAACAUGAUCCAAAUGUAUUCAACAUCCAAGGAGAGGAAGCUGUUGGCUACAGCUCAGCAGAUGCUUCAGGACAGCAAGACAAAGAUUGAAAUAAUCCGCAUGCACAUUGUGAAAGUAUCUCAGUCAGCAGGAGGGAUGGAAGACACAGUGGAUCCAGCAGUGAGGAUGGGGACCACCAUCAGUGCUUUAGAGCUGCGGAUUGAGGAGCUGAGGCAUCACCUGCGCAUCGAAGCUGCUGUAGCGGAGGGGGCGAAAAAUGUGCUGAAGAUCCUGGGGGGAAGUCGGGUGCAGGAUCGCAAGUUUUUGGCUGAGGCUCAGGGUCGUUUGCAAGAGUCCUCUCAGAAGAUUGAUCUGCUGCGUUUCUCCCUGGAACGUCAGCUCAGUGAGCUUGCUCCAGAUCACCCAAAAAGAGCACUCAUCAAACAGGAACUAGUAAACACUUCCUCCCUGGGAGCCCGGCAUGGCAGCAUCCAGCCCACUUCAGUCAUCAAACCUACAGCCCUUACAGGAACACUAGAAGUGAGACUGAUGGGGUGUCAGGAUCUAUUGGAAAAUGUUCCAGGACGCUCCCGGAUGACAAGUUCUUCUCCCAUCUGUGGCAGCCCAAGUGACUUAAGAUCCCUUUCCCGGACACGAGUUGGCCUGGGCAUCCAUGGCCGUGGUGUUGCAGGAAAAUACCGGAAUGAAGAGCCAUGUAAUGAGGUCCUUGCUGUACUCAAAGUGGACAAUAAAGUUGUUGGCCAAACAAACUGGGGACCAGUUAAUAACCAGGCAUGGGACCAGAGCUUUACCAUUGAGCUGGACCGGUCUCGUGAGCUAGAAAUUGCAAUUUAUUGGAGAGAUUGGAGAGAACUUUGUGCAGUGAAGUUUUUACGUUUGGAUGAUUUCCUUGAUAAUGAACGUCAUGGGAUGUGCCUCUUGCUGGAGCCCCAAGGAAUGCUUUUUGCAGAGGUGAUGUUCUGUAAUCCUGUCAUUGAGAGGAAGCCAAAACUGCAGCGACAGAAGCGCAUUUUCCCCAAACAGAAAGGGAAGGAAUUUCUCCGAGCUCCUCAAAUGAACAUGAAUGUUGCAGCUUGGGGUCGCCUGAUGAUGAGUUUCCUCCCUCCCUGUAGUUCCAUCAGCACUCUGAGUCCCCCACUUCAUGAUCCAAAUCACACAGACUUUCCUUCAGUUUCUCCACAAAGUGAUUCAGUGUCCAAAUUGAGUAGUGACUUCCCUGUGGCUAAGCUUACAUUUGCUGAUGAAGCACCACCCAAGCCUCCACGCCUUUUCCUGAUGGCCAACUCCAAGGAAUCAUCACCAUCUCCUGCAGAUUCUCCGUGCCUGAAGAGGCUACAUGUUGAGGAGAAGUCUUGCAGCUCUCCUGUAACAAGAUUUCCAAUCCCAGCGUCUCCAAGGAAAAGGACAGUUCAGCUCGAGGAUUUUCACUGCAUUGCUAUGUUGGGUCGUGGCCACUUUGGGAAGGUACUGCUGGCCCAAUACAAGGCAACUGGGAAGCUGUAUGCCAUCAAAGCCUUGAAAAAAAAAGACAUCAUUAGGAGAGAUGAAAUUGAUAGCUUGAACUGUGAGAAGCGAAUAUUUGAGGUGGUCAAUUCUUCUGAUCAUCCAUUCCUUGUGAACAUGUUUGCAUGUUUCCAGACCCCUCAUCAUGCCUGUUUUGUGAUGGAAUACACUCCAGGUGGGGAUCUGAUGAUGCGCAUACAUGAAGAUGUCUUUCCGGAGCAUGUGGCACAGUUUUAUACAGCCUGUGUAGUCUUGGGGCUCCAGUUCUUGCAUGAGAAGAAAAUUGUUUAUAGGGACCUGAAACUGGAUAACCUUCUUUUAGAUGCUGAAGGAUUUGUGAAGAUUGCAGAUUUUGGAUUGUGUAAGGAAGGAAUAGGUUUUGGAGACCGGACAAACACCUUCUGUGGCACUCCUGAAUUUCUGGCCCCAGAAGUGCUGACGGAUAUCUCGUACACACGGGCAGUGGAUUGGUGGGGCCUGGGUGUGCUCAUUUAUGAGAUGCUUGUUGGUGAGUCACCAUUCCCUGGAGAUGAUGAGGAGGAAGUCUUUGACAGCAUUGUCAAUGAUGAAGUCCGGUAUCCACGAUUCCUUUCAACUGAAGCACUUUCCAUAAUCCGUAAGUUGCUUCGGAAAUGUCCAGAGCGUAGACUGGGAGCAGGGGAAAAAGAUGCAGAGGAGAUUAAAAUUCAGCCCUUUUUUAAGGGAAUUGACUGGGAUGCCUUGUUUGCCAGGAGGCUGAAGCCCCCCUUUGUGCCCACAUUAAGAGAUCCAACUGACAUCAGCAACUUUGAUGAAGAGUUCACUUCCCAAAAGCCAAUCCUUACUCCUCCUGAGGAGGUUUCUCUCCUAACCCGUAAGGAGCAGACUGUCUUCAAGGACUUUGACUUUGUUUCCAGACACCUUUUAGAUGUGUGAUUCCUGGGCUAUAAAAACAUGAAGUGAUUGUUACCACCUUGGGGGAGCACAGAGAAGACUUUGUAGGGCCAGUGGUGGAAAAGCCAACAGCAUUUGUAGUACAGGUAGUGCUCCAAGAUGAAGUGCCCUGAAAGCUGAAUUAACCUGCUGUGGGUUUUCCAGCCUCAUUUGUUGGAAGAAUCCUGGAUGUCAAUUAUCUUUAAGGAAUAAUUAACGUUUGAUUUGGUAUAUCUUCUUCUAUCAUUGAAUGUAGAUGAAAUUUGGAAUUUAAGCUGGACUUGAUGAAAUGAAAUCAUCUCUGCAGCCCAGGUUACUCUUUGCAAAAAGCCUAACUAAGUAGUGUGACUUUUUAAAGUUGUAGCAUAGCAGGGGAAUGGCCACUUCUCAUUGAUUUUCUAGAGAUGCAGCAUUCCCUCCUGGUAAUGAUUUUAUGCCAUUUCCCACUCAUAAAAAUGUGUAUGCCAGACAAGGAAUGGAUUUAACACUACCAAGUGAUGAUCUUUGAUAAUGAUCCAAGUGAUUUAUCGGAAGGAAGAUGAAUUUUUCUACUUAAGGAUGCCAACUCUUAGCUAUUGUUUUUAAUUGUAUCAAACUCUACAGCUUUGCACAUGUUUUUUUCUUUUUUGAAAAUAAAAAUACCUUUCCAUAUAAUAAAUGUUCAGCUUUUUA